Molecule: messenger RNA, 894 nt
Organism: Camellia sinensis
Lineage: Eukaryota; Viridiplantae; Streptophyta; Magnoliopsida; Ericales; Theaceae
Source: RefSeq, a predicted model, not a curated record
AUGAAACCACCAACCUUUCUUGGUGGAAUUAAACCGUUAAAGGCUGAAACAUGGUUGUUGGAGAUAGAGAAAUUGUUUGAAGUAUUUCCCAGUUCCGAGGUUCAGAAAGUUUUAUUGGCCACCUACACUCUAAAGGACGAAGCUCGGAGAUGGUGGUUGCUAUUUCGGAAUGGCAAUGAGAACAUGACAUGGGCUCAAUUUAAUAUAAUUUCCUAUGACAAGUACUUUCCCUGGUGCUUCUUAGACCGAAUGGCUUUAGAAUUUCAAGAACUCAAACAAGGCAAAAUGUCUGUAGCUGAAUACGAGGCUAAAUUUACUGAGUUAGCCAAGUUUGCUCCUCAUAUGGUGGACAUGGACUACAAGAAGGCCCGCAAAUUUGAGGUUGGGCUGGAUUUAGAUAUACUGGAUCGGGUGGGAGUUCUUAACCUACCCACGUAUGUGAAUGUAUUGGAUAGAGCACUAAUGGCGGAGGCCAUUCUGGCGGCAAAGAAACAAACUACAACUCCACCGACUGAAUGGAAAGGCAAGAGGGCCGGGUUUAAUUUCAAGAAGGGCCGAUUAUUUUUGAAGAAGCAAAAUACAGGAUCCUACAGGGGUUCUGGUCAAAGUAGUGGAUCCAUACCAAACUGUUUGGAUUGUGGCAGGAAACAUAGAGGAGUAUGCCAUCGUGCAUCUGGUGCCUGUUACCGAUGUGGCAAAAUUGACCAUAUGAUAAAAGAUUGUCCAAUGGGAUCCGGGAAUGCCAGUCACCCCACAGCAAGUUCAGCUGGGUCUGUUUCAGUGGUCAGAUCAAAUACCAGAACUAAUGUCAGGGGCAACAAUGGGACUGAAGUGUUGAGACAAGGGAAAGUAUUUGUCUUGGUGCUGGGGAUGUACAAAACACUGAUUCAGUAG